AGCCGAAGAAGAAUCAACCCGGCUCCACCAAUGAAUGGAGACUGGGAGGAAACAUUGCUCUGCAGUUUUUCCCCUUACACCGCUCUCUCUUCCUGGCUGCCUCUGGUCUUGCAAACAACAUGGGGUUGUAGCUGUUAAAAUUUACUUAACUCCCCAACGAUUUCCACAGCUGGAAAAACCGGACCGACCACCGACUAGCUCUCCUCGGGUCGCUCCGCGGUUACUUUCCGGCGUCUAGAGCGCGCCCGCGUGUCUGUGUGUUGUGACCGGGAGUGGAUACAGAGAUGUCGGACAACGGUGGCUCGGCUGUCGGCCUGCUGUCUUACGAGACACUGGUUCAUGCUGUGGCAGGUGCAAUGGGGAGUGUGACGGCUAUGACCGUCUUCUUUCCUCUUGACACGGCCAAAAGCAGACUGCAGGUGGAUGAGAAACGAAAGUCUAAAUCCACCCCCGUCAUCUUGGCUGAGAUAGCAAAGGAAGAAGGCCUUCAGUCCCUGUACAGAGGUUGGUUCCCAGUCAUCUCCAGCCUCUGCUGCUCCAACUUUGUCUACUUCUACACCUUCAACUCCUUGAAGAAGCUGAUGGCUUCUGGUCCAGGAAAGUCCAGACCUGGCAAGGACCUGCUCAUGGGGGUUGUAGCAGGGGUGGUGAAUGUGGUCCUGACCACUCCCAUGUGGGUGGUCAACACUCGCCUGAAGCUGCAGGGGGUAAAGUUCAGAAACGAAGACCUCCAGCAGACCCAUUAUAAGGGCAUAUUUGAUGCUUUCUCACAGAUCAUAGCCAAUGAGGGCGUGGGAACUCUGUGGAACGGCACCCUGCCCUCUCUCAUCCUCGUCCUCAACCCGGCUGUACAGUUCAUGUUUUAUGAGGCCAUGAAGAGGAAGGCAGGCAAGGGAGGGAGGAAGAUAUCCUCAGCAGAGAUCUUUCUCAUUGGAGCCAUUGCCAAGGCCAUUGCUACCACUGCGACAUAUCCUCUUCAGACAGUUCAGGCCAUCCUGAGGUUCGGUCAGUACAGAGGUGACGGCAAGGGUGGUGUGAUUGGAAGCCUCUCAAACAUCUUCUCCCUGCUCAUGGACAGAAUCAAGAGGAAUGGUGUUCUCGGUUUGUACAAAGGCCUGGAGGCCAAGCUGCUGCAGACAGUGCUGACAGCUGCCCUCAUGUUUGUCGUGUACGAGAAGAUCACUGCAGCCACCUUCAAAGUCAUGGGUCUGAACAAGAAGCUGAAGCAGUGAACACACACCUACUCCAAUACAGCAUUAAUACACUUGUCAUCAGUAGGUUCUGUUAAUGCCAGAAAUGAUAUCAGUCACAUAAAAUGUAAUAAGAGAUGGGAUUGGUGCCUUUAGGCCUACAGAUUUCCACACUUGCCCAAACCAUGAAGAGGUAAUAUGUAUGAUACCCUCUCUCUUUUUUUUUUUUACCUUUAACUUGCUCCACCUGUGCAGAUUGACCUUGAUUAUCAGCACAAGUGAAUCUCUCUUGAUAUGGUGAUCUUACAGGCCUGCUUUCAUUUACACAUAAAGACCAAUGUCAUUACUUUCCAGAGAGAUUCACUGGCUUAUAAUUGAAAUAUCAUCUCACCAUGAAAUUUAAAAAAAACUGUCAGCUGAGAUUUUAAAACUAUUGGGGGGGGGGCAUCACACUAUUUUGUAAAGGGAAAGCUCGACAUUAGGGGAAAUAUGCUUAUUUGCUUUCUUGCCGAGAGUUAGACGGAGAAGGUUGAUGCCGUACCUGUGUCUGCACUUAAUAUGAAGCUUCCACCACGGCUGGGCUACCAACCAGUAAUAUGUGAUUUGAUAAACUGUAGAGGAGCUUGUAGGUGGAUUAUUUCUAACCUUUUGACAGAGCUGGGCUAGCCUCGUUGAAAUCUCGGCAAGAAAAGCAAAUACACAUUUUUCUGCCAAAAAACUGCUUCUGUAACAUCAUAGGUUUGCUGCAAAUGAUGAGACCAAUAAUAUGUUGCUUUGAUUUAAACCACUGUACCAUUCCUCACACACUCCUGUCUUAUGACUGUGAAAUUAACCAAGUGUGAUGUUCUUUAAGAUGUAAAUCUCAUGAAAUUCCCACCAUAUGAUGCAGAAGACGUCAUUAUUACACACAAAUGAGCAUUAUUAACAAAAAUGGUAAAAUUAUGGAAUUGUGUGUUAAAUCUGCACCUACUUUUCCAGCUUUGAAAGGUUUUGGUUUUAACAAUUCUAAUAUAUUAAGUUAAGGUGAAUUUAAUAUAAAUAGGAACGAGUACUUAACCCUACACUGAAAGUUUGAGAGUAAAUUUUACAUGUGUGAAAAUACUGCAGUAAGUGCCUCUACAUCAUAUCACAAAAAACUGUACUAUGAAUUGAUGUAAGUGCUGUGAUGACUGUUGAUGAUUUACACAAACCAUGAUGCACUGAGUCAGCCUUCAUGACUAUAUCGGUCAGUAAGAACAUUUAGUCCCACAGGUGUCUUCCGUUAUCUGUCUCUGUUAGUAGGGGGAGUCAGGGCUUGCAGUAAUUUACACUAUUUGUGCUCUUCCUAUUUGGUAAAUGGAUGUUUUCUGCUGUGUUUCACCUCAAAACCAUUUUACCGGUUGAUUCAUUGCUGUUGUUGCUGUUAAACUGAUGCUGCACAAGAGGCGUUGCCCUCGACACUGCUCUGUAACAUCACAUUUAGGAGAUCGCAGCCUUUUGACUGUUCAUUGUAUAGAUGAGUACAGGUGGUGUAGCCUAGUUGCAGUCAUGUAUGAUAUUAUUAACUGGUUUCAGACCUCUUUGCUGACUCAUGCACCUGCUGUCUGGAAGUGGUUAGUCAUGUGCGGAGAAGGAACCCAAAUCUGUUGAAUGUCAACAACAGCAAAGCCAGUGACACAUUCGAACAACCGUUACCAGACUACACCACAGAUAUUAAUUACGGUCUUCUUCAGAAAUGUUUUUAGUGCUUUUUUUCCAGUGAUAUCUUGUUUUCUAUCUCUGAAUGAACUUGACAUCGCUGCAAUGUUUUGUCUUAACAGUUUACAUGAAACUAUUUUUGUAACUGCUGAUGCAAUACUUACUUGAAGUCAUCUUCAUUUAUUUACAUUGCAAUUUUUAAACAUUCUUUUCUAAUUUUGUUUAAAUUUACAUAAAACUGUUUUUGGGGGAUUUAAAUUAUUGUCAUAACCAGGGGAAUAAUAAAGUUUGAGAAACUGUA
This is a messenger RNA of Lates calcarifer (barramundi perch), 3168 nucleotides long. RefSeq names its product peroxisomal membrane protein PMP34 (gene slc25a17l). Gene Ontology annotation, molecular function: AMP transmembrane transporter activity; NAD transmembrane transporter activity; coenzyme A transmembrane transporter activity. The coding region runs from base 285 to 1232 and encodes 315 amino acids. The transcript is spliced from 9 exons. Gene Ontology annotation, cellular component: peroxisomal membrane. NCBI's taxonomy places the organism in Eukaryota, Metazoa, Chordata, Actinopteri, Centropomidae. The record is from RefSeq and is a predicted model, not a curated record.